GAGAAAAGUUCUGUUCCCUGCCAAAGUUCUCCUGUGCCAAACUGUUCUGCAAAGGAGAACACCCCAGUCCCCUUAGUGUACACACACGCACGCGGAUCCCACGCAGAUCCAAAGCAGGAGUCAGAACAGCACCUUCGCGUUUUCUAACAGCUCCCCGUUUUCUUACAAAGGAGGAAGAAGCAUGCACCUCCAAGGCAGUGAUGGCUCUCCAGAAGACCCUUUCAUUGCUUCUGCUCCUGUUGGUGACCCUGCUGGGGCUGGGGCUGGUGCAGCCCUCUUAUGGCCAGUCCAUGUACCAACGAUUCCAACGGCAACAUGUGGACACUAAACAGAGAGGUGGCACCAGUUCUUACUGCAACAAGAUGAUGCAAACACAGGGGAUGAUGAGGCCUACGUGCAAGCAAUUCAACACCUUCAUCCAUGCAGGUAUCAAGGCCAUUAAUAACAUCUGUAGGCACUCCAAUAUCCGGUGCAAGAAUGGCAAGAUGAACUGCCAUAAGGGUGGAAUGAGAGUCACAGACUGCAAGCUUACAGGAGGUUCCCCGGGAAACUGCAAAUAUCAGGGCAGGGGCAGCUUUAGGAGUGUUGUUAUCGCCUGUGAUGGUAAACCCCUGGUGCCUGUGCACUUUGAUGGAUAGAUGCUACCCUGAAGCAGUUAUGGCCCUAUGUUGACCUUUUACUUACUCCUUCAAUAGCAAUGAUUAAUGCAUUUGAGCUAUGUCUACUUCUUUUUCUCUAUACAAUCCAUUCUGUUAAGUGCAUCUAAGAGAAAUGGAGACAUAAACGUAUAAUGGGACUGGGCUUUCUGUAAUAAAAUUUUCUAUAAACUCCUGCUUCCUUUCAUAAUACUAAUCAGCUUAGCUCUCUCAAAUUCUAUCCUCUAGAAUUUCAUCAAUAUAUAUAUGAUAUUGAAUUUCACACAUUUUAAGGUAUUUCCAUCUUAGUUAUCUCAUUUUAAUACCACCGCACCCCUGUGAUGUUCAUGUUGUUACAAAAGGUGCCCAAAGUUAAAGGAUUUGCUGAAGAACAUGAAGAUAGUGGAAAAGAUGAAACAAAAAAAAAUCCAUUAAAAAAAUCAAUUUCAAUUGGCUAUUAAUCAGGCUUUUUCCUACUUCAUCACAGGGAGUGCUUUAAAAGUAACUGCUUUUUGAUAUUCUCAAAAUUCAGCUGUUGGGGCAAGCAUUAAACAUUUAGAAAUAUGAAUAGACAAAAUGAGAGCUCUGUCUGAAUAAUUUGGCAGUCUUGUUAUGUUUGUAUCUAGUAAGGUUAAGAAAUUAUACAGGAACUUUCUUUUUCUCUUUACAAACUUUUGAAUCAUAGUAGUAAGUUAGAGUGUUAACAAUGUACUAGAUCAUUAAGACUCAUUCUCUCUUCCUGACUCGAAAGAUUUUUCAUGUUUUCUUUGUAAUAAAGAACUCAAACUACA
Pipistrellus kuhlii (Kuhl's pipistrelle) is the source of this 1426-nucleotide messenger RNA. Its product is annotated as ribonuclease 4. The transcript is spliced from 3 exons. The record is from RefSeq and is a predicted model, not a curated record. Lineage: Eukaryota; Metazoa; Chordata; Mammalia; Chiroptera; Vespertilionidae. Bases 201 to 638 code for a protein of 145 amino acids. Gene Ontology annotation, molecular function: nucleic acid binding.